AAGCUGAUGUGUAACGUUUCAAGUCUCUCUCACCACAACUUUGUCACCUUGUAGCCUUUUUCUUGAGCAAGCGUUUCUCUUCGAGAAAACUCUUGCCACCAAACAACGACGGCAGCUGCCAAAGCACCCCCCUCGCCACCGACUCCAGCCAAGGGCAUUUUGUCGAACGGGUAGAAGAGGGUCGUCGGCAGGGAUGGGGAGGUUGUCGGUGGUGGCCGUAGCGAUGGUGGUGCUGCUGGCGGUGGCGAGCGUGGGGGAGGGGAAGAAAAAGGAUAAGGAGAAGGUGUGCGAUAAGGGGUGGGAGUGCAGUGGGAGUAAAUACUGCUGCAACGAGACGAUCACCGACUACUUCCAGGUGUACCAGUUCGAGAAUCUAUUCAGCAAGAGGAAUGCGCCCGUGGCCCACGCGGUCGGGUUCUGGGACUACCAAUCCUUCAUCACGGCGGCCGCCGUGUACGAGCCCCUCGGCUUCGGCACCACCGGCGGCAAGCAGAUGGGGAUGAAGGAGGUCGCCGCCUUCUUCGGCCAUGUCGGCAGCAAGACCUCCUGUGGGUAUGGUGUUGCCACUGGUGGCCCUCUUGCAUGGGGACUUUGCUAUAACCAUGAAAUGAGCCCAAGCCAGUCCUAUUGUGCAGAUGACUACAAGUACCCUUGCACCCCAGGUGCUGAGUACUAUGGUCGUGGUGCUCUUCCUGUGUACUGGAACUACAAUUAUGGAGUUCUUGGGGAGGGACUCAAGGUUGAUCUGUUGAAUCAUCCAGAAUACUUAGAGCAGAAUGCUACCCUGGCUUUCCAAGCUGCCAUGUGGAGGUGGAUGACCCCGAUGAAGAAGAAGCAGCCUUCAGCCCAUGAUGUGUUUGUGGGCAACUGGAAGCCCUCGAAGAAUGAUACCUUGGAGAAGAGGCUACCUGGCUUCGGGAUGACCAUGAACAUUCUGUAUGCAGAUCUUGUCUGCGGACAGGGCUUCAUUGAUUCCAUGAACAACAUCAUAUCCCACUACCAAUAUUACCUGGACCUGAUGGGGAUCGGGCGUGAGUUCUCUGGAGAUAAUCUUGACUGUGCUGAACAAAAGGCUCUCAACCCAUCUGGCAAAUCUGCUUCUUCUUAACUGCAAAGGAAGAAGCUGGCCAUCUCAAUUGGAUCCUCAUAGAGGAUGCCACGAAUAAAUGGUCGUCGUUCUACUGCUCCAUUGUAAGUUUGUGUUAAUGUGAAACUGUACUGUUGUGGUUCGAGUAGUAUUUGAAGGAUGGAACUGUUCUCUGUAGGAGGUGAACUACUGUUUAUACUACAAUGUUUUGUAGAUGAUGCCUAUGAGGCGGUUGUUGCUCAUGUUAUACUGUGUUUGCGAAACAAACUUUUGGUGAAUAUUCUAUUUUUUUUUUGUUUU
Molecule: messenger RNA, 1387 nt
Organism: Elaeis guineensis (African oil palm)
Lineage: Eukaryota; Viridiplantae; Streptophyta; Magnoliopsida; Arecales; Arecaceae
Product: chitinase-like protein 1
Biological process (GO): cell wall macromolecule catabolic process; chitin catabolic process; carbohydrate metabolic process
Molecular function (GO): chitinase activity
Source: RefSeq, a predicted model, not a curated record